AUGGGUCUCUUCUCGCGAUCGCCGGCGUCGACGUCCAGUGCCACGCUCGACAAGGAUGUUGGACCAGUUACCAAGGACGUGUACCUCACCCCGCGGGAGGGGAUUACUGUCACGAAGAAGUGGACAUAUGACGAGGAACAGCUGCAGAAGAUUGAGCAGUUGAAGGAGUACACGGCAACACUCCUCCUCCCCGAAAGCGACCCAUAUCACGUAUGGGAGAAGCGCUUCCUCGACGAUGUGGGAACGCACGCGCGCUUCAUGCGCGCGGCCAAGUGGCACCUCGAGAACGGCAAGAAGCGUAUUUUGGCGACGAUGGAGUGGCGUCGCGAGUUCCGUCCAGAGCUGAUUGAGCCGGAGGAUGUGGCUGUCGAGGCGGAGACGGGCAAGAUCGUUAUCUCCGGUUUUGACAAGGACGGUCGCCCGAUCGUGUACAUGCGCCCGCGGUACGAGAACACGGAGACGUCGCCGCGUCAGAUCCGGCAUCUGAUUUAUGUGCUCGAACGCGCCAUCGAUAUCUGUCCCGAGGGCCAAGAUCAAGUGUGUAUCGUCGUCGACUACAAGCAAGCGACGUCGAACAACACGCCCAGCGUCAGCACUGGUCUGCAAGCGCUCAACAUUCUUCAACACCACUACGUCGAGCGCCUCGGCCGCGGCUUGGUCGUCAACAUGCCAUGGUGGAUCAAUGCCUUUUUCAGCGCAAUUCAACCGUUCAUGGACCCGAUUACGCGGGACAAGAUCCGGUUCAACCCCAAACUCCUGGAACUUAUUGAUGGGGAUCAGCUGGACCGCGAAUAUGGGGGCGAGUACAAUUACGUCUUUGAAAAGGACGUCUACUGGCCUGCGGUGACGACGUUCUGUAAUAUCGCAGAAGACGGGGGUCGCGUGGAUGCCGAGGGGACGAAGUUUGUGCCGCCGUCGGGGAACGGGGCGGCUUGGGCUUUGCAACAACAUGAGAUCGACAAGCAAAAGAAUGGGAAUGAGAACAGGGCCGAGGUCGACGUCAAGGUCGCUCCGGCUGCGCCGGCGCCCGCGGACCAGCCCGAACUCCCUCUGCCUCCCUCUGCCACUGCUGCGGCGGCCGUUCCUGCUGCCGACGCCGUGGCGGACGACCUCGCCAAGACUACCCUCACCGAGCCCGCCGCCGUCAAGAUCUAG
Cutaneotrichosporon cavernicola is the source of this 1155-nucleotide messenger RNA. RefSeq lists its product as uncharacterized. The record is from RefSeq and is a predicted model, not a curated record. The transcript is spliced from 4 exons. Gene Ontology annotation, molecular function: phosphatidylinositol transfer activity. The coding region runs from base 1 to 1155 and encodes 384 amino acids. Lineage: Eukaryota; Fungi; Basidiomycota; Tremellomycetes; Trichosporonales; Trichosporonaceae.